AUGGUAUCCACGAGUUCAUCUGACCCUGGGUACGUAGAAAAACAACCUAAUUGCCAGAAUCUACCUGUAUCCCUUUAAAGAUUGACUUUAUGGAAAUAUUUAGAGGAGAAUGCUAUUAGUGGUAGAUGCAGGAUAAUAAUUUAUCUUCAUAAAGGCAAAAUAGCUUAAUGACUUCACAGAGCUCAGGGUUAUAGUUAAUGACCCAAUACAAUUGUUCUCAAUACAGGGACAGAGGAGUUGGAUAUACUGUAGACUGACAGUGUUUAAGAAUUCAGUCGCUUAUGAAUUGGCACCUUUAUUGUGAUAUAAUGGCACCUGUUAGCUGACUAAUCAGUAAUAUAGUCAUCAGGUUAGCUCAAUCAUUUAAAGUAUGAUGAACACACUGUAGGUGUGAAGAAAAUAAGAAGUGUUGAGUAUUUAACGAAAGGCAGAGUUAGCUGUUUUGAAGCUGUAGCUUGUAAGUAAAACAAAAAGUGGUAUGUAAAAACAAAAAAAGCUACAACGUAAAUAUUCAAAUGAUACUUGACACAGAAACACAGGUUUUUGUGAACUUCUCAGUUCAGUGUGUCAUCCACCUCAAUUAAUCUUCAUUUGAGCAGUGUUUUAAAUAGACAUGCACAUUGUCCCCUGUUUUCCAUUACCUGUCUAAAUGAGGUCCUUUCCUGGUAAGAAGAAAGAAUGAUCUCUUUCACAGCCUAAAUCCUAGUUUAAUAUUUAUACAUGUGUUCUGAUAAUGCCCAGAUAUAGAUCAAAGAGUGAAAGGAUCAAUACUUGGACUAGGUGAGGAAUAUAUGGCCUAUUUCCUUGGUUACUGUUGAUCAGUGAGGUAUAAUAUAAUCAGCACUAGGUCAGUAAGAUGGCAUGGUGGAACUCUACCAGGAAAGGUUGUAUAAGGCUUUUUUUUACUAGAAAACUCUCUUCAAUGUUUACAUGGAGAGUUGCUAGAUCAAGUUUGAGGGCACAAUGAAAAAGGCUCCAGUUUUUCGAAGAAGGCCGUCUAGAGAAACCUGCAAUGAAGGAAAGUACAACUCAAAGGACGUUCAACUUUUGUUGCCAAUGGGAAUAGGCAAUGCAUGUGUUAUGGUUGUAUAGCAUGUUAGGACAAAUGAAUCAAACUUUAUGGACGACUAGUGAAGCACACACAAAGGAAAACCCAGAAGGUUCUCUCCUCUUGGCUGUCACGGUUACAGUAAUCACAUUGCACAUGUGUUUUCACAAAGGCAUGCUAAUUUCUCAACAUCUGAUUUUGCCUUUCAUUUUGACUAAUCCUGUCUUCAUUACCGUAAAUUGAUGGAAAGUAUUUCUAAUAAUUAAUGAAUGUGAAUAUAAUUUGGACCAUCAUCAAAUCAAAUCAAAUGUAUUGGUCACAUACACAUGGUUAGCAGAUGUUAUUGCGACUGUAGUGAAAUGCUUGUGCUUCUAGUUCCGACAGUACAGCAAUGUCUAGCAAGUAAUAUCUAACAGUUCCACAACAAAUACCUAAUACACACAAAUCUAAGUAAAGAAAUGGAAUAAGAAUUUAUAAAUAUAUGGAUGAGCAAUGUCAUUGUCAGAGCGGCAUAGGCUAAGAUGCAAUAGAUAGUAUAGAAUACAGUAUAUACAUAUGAGAUGGGUAAUGCAAGAUAUGUAAACAUUAUUAAGUUGUGGUCCUCCCCAUCUGUGAUAGCAUAGCUUUUUACUGUAACUGGGUUUUUUUCAGCUGUGUUCCCUCUAGCAAAUCACAGUUCUCGUAAAUAAUCAGCCAACAAGAUAAUAAUGUGUUUUCACAGCAUGGGCCUGACAUUGUCACGGUCAUUCAGGUGCUGAUGGCCUCAGGCAAGGUGUGACCUAGCCUGUUUACUCAAACAUGGAGGGUUCUCUUCAACACAGAGGAACCUGAUGACGUUAAGCUGGCUUGUAAUAGAGAUGGUCGCUCACCAAUAAAAUCCUUUCCUAACCUAAACCCUUGUAAAAAGAGGCUAAACUAGAUCUAAUUAAAAUGGUUUACUUUACGUGCACUUCUGCCUAUAGGACUAUGUAUCUUUUUUCUUUUACUAGACACACUAACCUCACAAAUAUAUAUUUUUCAGGGGGAGGAACGGCACAGCAGCCCUUGUCAAAAUAAGUCCAGGCAUUGACCAGCAGCAGUGUAUCAUCGAUACCCACCACCUCACGACACACACCAUGGGCAGAGGAAAUCUCGGCCGGGGGGAGGGGAAGAAGAGGCUCAGCUACAUGCUGAAGGACGGUAGCUGCCCCGUGGUGUUCCACCAGUCCCCGGGCCAGUGGAGCUUCUUCCUGGCCGACAUCUUCACCACGCUAGUGGAGCUCCGCUGGAGGGUCAUGCUCCUCAUCUUCUGCCUCUCCUACAUCCUCUCCUGGCUCUUCUUUGGCCUCCUCUACUUCCUGAUUGCCUACGUCCACAAAGACCUGGAGGACCACGACACAGCACCGUGUGUGGCGAACGUCCGCAGUUUCACCUCCGCCUUCCUCUACUCCAUGUCGACCCAGGCGACUAUCGGAUACGGCUUCCGGGUGAUGACGGAGAACUGCAUGGUGGCCAUCGUGGUGGUGACAAUCCAAUCCCUGAUGAGCUGCUUCAUCGACACAGUCGUCAUCGGCAUCACCGUGGCCAAAAUGGCGUGCGCGAGCAAGAGGGCACAGACGGUGGGCUUCAGCAGCUGCGCCGUGGUCAACGUGCGCGAUGGUGCCCUGUGCCUUGUGUGGCGCAUCGCCGACUUCCGCAGGAACCACAUCCUGGACGGUACCGCCCGGGCACAGCUGGUCCGCCCCACGAAACACCCCUCUGGGAUGAUCUCUGUGACCUACCAGGACCUAGACAUCCAGAGUAGACACCUCAUCCUGGCCACCCCGGCCAGCAUUGUUCACAAGCUGGAGCCUGGGAGCCCCCUCUACAGCCUGGGACCAGACAGCCUGAGGGAGGAGGACUUUGACCUGGUGGUCUCCUUCACCUACACUGGGGACUCCACAGGCAUCCUGCACCAGACACGUACCUCUUACACACCAGCGGACAUCCGCUGGGGCCAGCGCUUCAGGACAUGGUACAGGUGGGGAGGAAGCACUACAAGGUAGACUAUGCCCUGUUCCAUCAGACCACCUGGGUGCAGACGCCCAUGGUCAGCGCCCAGGAGGGUGACAGGGGGAGACCGCCAACCACAGAGUCUAUCGUCCAAUCGCAGAAGCCGUUUGUGAGAUUGAGCAGGAAAUUCCAGAGGUCCUUGGCUGAUGUCAGUGAGGAGGUGGUUCAGGAGGCGUGGCUCUGAUGACGCUGUGAUAAUCCCCAAACAACAGAGACAGAUAACUACAUUGGGUAGAACAAGUAUUUGAUACACUGACGAU
Molecule: messenger RNA, 3339 nt
Organism: Coregonus sp. 'balchen'
Lineage: Eukaryota; Metazoa; Chordata; Actinopteri; Salmoniformes; Salmonidae
Source: the annotation of a GenBank genome assembly